Saimiri boliviensis boliviensis (Bolivian squirrel monkey) is the source of this 3106-nucleotide messenger RNA. It is a transcript of the gene AGGF1, whose product is annotated as angiogenic factor with G-patch and FHA domains 1. Lineage: Eukaryota; Metazoa; Chordata; Mammalia; Primates; Cebidae. The record is from RefSeq and is a predicted model, not a curated record. Gene Ontology annotation, biological process: positive regulation of angiogenesis. Gene Ontology annotation, molecular function: protein binding; nucleic acid binding.
CAUUGUUUCCGGCUCCAUUCGGGAACCGCUGGAGAUCUUCUAGAUCUGGCCCGUGGUUUCGGACCCCGACGCUCCUGACCCUGUGUCUGUAUCUGAAGAAGGUAGUUCCCAGCAAAGUUCUCCAGUGUCCAGGCCCUGCACAUCGAGCAGGGGCUAUCCUUCGUUGCCCGCAGCCCCGUUCAGCUGCAAGCAAGUUUCUGGGCGUCAUGGCCAGGGGCCACCGCAGCCGGCCGGGUGUGAGGCUGCCCUUCGCUGCCCGCGCGCUCCCCUGGCUUCUGGGUCCGCCGGCGGCCGUUUCGGCCUGAACGCCCCUCCGCGACUACUAGCUGUCUCGCGCCGGACCUCAUGGCUUCGGAGGCGCCGUCCCCACCGCCGCCGUCGCCGCCUUCGGUGUCGCCGCCCGCCUCCCCUGAGCCGGAGCUGGCCCAGCUGAGGCGAAAGGUGGAGAAGUUGGAACGCGAACUGCGGAGCUGUAAGCGGCAGGUGCGGGAGAUCGAGAAGCUGCUGCAUCACACAGAACGGCUGUACCAGAACGCAGAAAGCAACAACCAGGAGCUCCGCACGCAGGUGGAAGAACUCAGUAAAAUACUCCAUUGUGGGAGAAAUGAAGAUAAUAAAAAGUCUGAUGUAGAAGUACAAACAGAGAACCAUGCUCCUUGGUCAAUCUCAGAUUAUUAUUAUCAGACAUACUACAGUGAUGUUAGUCUUCCAAAUAAAGUGACUGAACUGUUAGAUCAACAAGAUCAAGAUAUCAGAACGUCUACUUUGAAUUCCAAAGACCAGUUACAAAUAGAAAAUGAUGCUUACCCUGGUACUGAUAGAACAGAAGAUGUUAAAUGUAGACAAGAGGACCAUUUUGCCUCAAAUUCACAGGAGCCAGCAUCUGCAGUAGCAACAGAAGAUACGUCCUUAGAAGGCUCAUCAUUAGCUGAAAGUUUGAGAGCUGCAGCAGAAGCAGCUGUAUCACAGACUGGAUUUAGUUAUGAUGAAAAUACUGGACUGUAUUUUGACCACAGCACUGGUUUCUAUUAUGAUUCUGAAAAUCAGCUCUAUUAUGAUCCUUCCACUGGAAUUUAUUACUAUUGUGAUGUGGAAAGUGGUCGCUAUCAGUUUCAUUCUCGAGUAGAUUUGCAACCUUAUCAGACUUCUACGACAAAACAAAGUAAAGAUAAAAAAUUGAAGAAGAAAAGAAAGGAUCUAGAUUCUUCUGCAUCAAAUGAGGAAAAGGAUUUGAAUUCAGAGGAUCAAAAAGCCUUCAGUGUUGAACAUACAAGCUGCAAUGAGGAAGAAAAUUUUUCACAUAUGAAAAAGAAGACCAAAAUAGGCAUUCAUCACAAAAAUAGUCCUUCAAAAUUCACUGUUCCAGCCAGUGGAAAUACUGUAGAGUGUCCUCUUCAUGAAAACAUCUCUAAUUCAACGUCAUUUAAAGAUGAGAAAAUCAUGGAGACUGAUAGUGAACCAGAGGAAGGUGAAAUUACGGAUUCUCAGACCGAGGAUAGUUAUGACGAAGACAUUACCAGUGAAGGCAAUGUAACUGCCGAAGAUAGUGAGGAUGAAGAUGAAGACAAAAUUUGGCCCCCGUGUAUCAGAGUAAUUGUCAUCAGAUCACCUGUGUUGCAGACAGGAUCACUCUUUAUCAUUACUGCUGUAAACCCUGCUACAAUUGGAAGAGAAAAGGAUAUGGAACAUACUCUCCGAAUCCCUGAAGUUGGUGUCAGUAAGUUUCAUGCAGAAAUUCAUUUUGACCAUGACUUACAAAGUUAUGUGCUUGUGGAUCAAGGCAGUCAAAAUGGUACAAUUGUUAAUGGAAAACAGAUUCUUCAGCCAAAAACUAAAUGUGACCCUUAUGUACUUGAGCAUGGAGACGAAGUGAAAAUUGGAGAAACUGUUUUAUCCUUUCACAUUCACCCUGGCAGUGAUACCUGUGAUGGCUGUGAACCAGGGCAGGUUAGAGCCCACCUUCGCCUUGAUAAGAAAGAUGAAUCUUUUGUUGGUCCAACACUAAGUAAGGAGGAAAAAGAGUUGGAAAGAAGAAAAGAAUUAAAGAAAAUACGAGUAAAAUACGGUUUACAGAAUACAGAAUAUGAAGAUGAAAAGACAUUGAAGAAUCCAAAAUACAAAGAUAGAGCUGGAAAACGUAGGGAGCAGAUUGGAAGUGAAGGAACUUUCCAAAGAGAUGAUGCUCCUGCAUCUGUUCAUUCUGAAAUUACUGAUAGCAACAAAGGUCGGAAGAUGUUGGAGAAGAUGGGUUGGAAAAAAGGAGAGGGCCUGGGGAAGGAUGGUGCAGGAAUGAAAACUCCGGUAAGACUUGGAUUUUCUUUCAUUCAUUCAUUCCCAGAGCAGACAUUUACUGUGUACGUUAAUGUGCCAACCGUUGCCUUAAGUGCUAAGAAUAUAGUGGAAAGCAAAAACAGACAUGAUUACUGCCUUUGUGGCAUUCACAAUGGCCAAAUGUAUACACAUAACUUCGUUUUGUUUUUUGUGUUACAAUUUUCAAAAGCCUCUUUUUGAGUGUUUUUCCCACAUUAAAGCUAGGAUAAGACGUGCUAUUUCCUGAGCCAAAGGUUCUUCUGUGUUUUAGAGUUGUUUUUAAUAAUUGUCUUAUUGAGCCUGAUACUGAGCAUUCAAGAACAAUCACAGCGUUAGUGUACAAACAGGCAGAUUCUGUAUGAGCUGAAAAAUCGAUUAGGUUCAAGAAUCAGAGCAUGUAACAUGGAAUAUAGAGAAUAAUGUCUGGGAAAUGACAGAGUGGUUUACCUAGUAGUCCUGUGGUUCAUAGGAAGUUUGGUUAUCUUUCACACAAACCUUAAGAAGUAACCUGACUGAAGAACUUUCUGGAUAAUUACUUAGUACCUAAAGAAAUAAUAGAUGGAUCAAUGUGAGUAUAUGCCAGUUUUCUCAUUUUUAUUGAGGUACAGUGGAAAGAACAAGGGUUUUGUAGUCAGAUCUAGAUUAGAAUAUGUGCUCUAUCAUUUGUGAGCUCUGUGGCUUUGGGCAAGUUCAGACAUUAAUUUUCUUAUGAAAAAAUGGGGAUAAGAACUCUUUUUCAGGGUUGUGUUGAAGAUAAAGCCCCAAGCAUUGUACCUUACAUUAGGCAUUCAGUAAA